ACUGUGAUGAGUUCCGGUAAUCAAAUACCCUUUUUGUGUUUGUCACUUGUUCUCUCUUUCAAAAAUUUCUUUCAAGUUUUUGUGAAUAAUAGAAUCCAAUAUUAACAAAGUAGCUAGUACAGAAUCAAGGUUUGUUUUUUUUUUCCCCUUCCAAUGAUCACCGAUAAGAAGACUGCGAAUGCCAUGGCGGGCAAGACGGCGAGAGCCUGCGACAGCUGCCUGCGGAAGCGGGCAAGGUGGUUCUGCGCCGCAGACGAUGCAUUUCUCUGCCAAGCCUGCGACACAUCCGUCCACAGCGCCAACCAGUUGGCUAGCAGGCACGAAAGAGUUCGCCUCCAAACAUCGUCGCACAAGGGCAACUACAAUCACUCCCACCACGACCUUCAUGAUGACGAAUGCUCGCCGGCAUGGCACCGAGGGUUCACGAGAAAAGCCCGAACCCCGCGGCACAACAAUAAGCCGGCCGCGCAACAAGCGAAAUAUGAUGAUGUUGAGAAGGUUUUGAGUGCUGCUAAUCAUCGUCAUGAUCCUUUGCCUUUUGUUCCGGAGAUGAGUAAUGAAGAGGAGUCUCCGAUUACUGAUGAGAAUGAAGAAGAACAGCUGCUCUACCGGGUCCCAGUGUUCGAUCCCUUUGCAGCGGAGCUUUGCAAUUCGAUUAAUGGUGAUGAUGAUGAGAGAGCGGGGAUGACUACCACAGAGAAAGGAAAGGAAUUAGGUCAACAAGAUUACGGGAAAAGUGUAAUUAGUACUAGUACUGCUCAUGAAGCCGAGUUUGAUCACGAGAUACACGGAUUUCUACCGUCGGAGCUAGAGCUCGCGGAGUUCGCGGCAGAUGUCGAGAGCUUGCUCGGCGGGGGACUAGAAGAUCAUGAUCAAUCAUGUCAAGACAUCAAUGGGUUGGAAUUGGAGCUCUUGGGAUGCAAAGAAGAAGAUGAUUUCGAUAUCGAUAUCGACGUCGAUGUCUGCAUUAACCCUUCGGAACAAAGAGUGAAAGUUAAAGAGGAAAAAGAAACAUGUGUGUUUCAUGAAACUGCUAAUUCUCCCAUGGUGCAGACGAAGAAGAGAGACAUAAUUCUGAGGCUAAAUUAUGAGGCAGUCAUCGCUGCCUGGGCCAGCCAAGGUUCCCCGUGGACCACCGGAAAUCGACCCGAUUUCAACCCGGAUGACGGCUGGCCAGACUGCUUGGACGUGUGUCAUACGGAUCAUGUUGGCCCCGCAAACGGAGAUUCAUCAAGAGGAGGCCUAGGGCUAGGAGGAGUUGGAGGGAGUGUUGGUGAUGGAGGAAGAGAAGCGAGAGUUUCGCGAUACAGAGAGAAGCGAAGAACACGCUUGUUUUCGAAGAAAAUCAGAUAUGAAGUUAGGAAACUCAACGCAGAGAAGAGGCCAAGAAUGAAAGGCCGAUUCGUCAAGAGAACGUUCUUCAUGAGCACUGUCAAUAACAGUACUAAUAGUACUUCUUUUCCGUACCAGCUCAUGAUGAGCAAAUGAUAUGACACGUACUACUACUAAUUAAAAUAAUUAAGCUACCUUCCAAUUUUUGCCUUUGAUUUGCUUUCCUUUUCCUUGGCAAAAUUGGGAACUAAUUACAGUUUGUUCGGUUUUUCCUAGAAUAAGUGGAAGUAAGUUGGUAGCUAGCUCUACAUUAUUAUUAUUAUUAUUUUUUAACACUUUU
This is a messenger RNA of Morus notabilis, 1672 nucleotides long. Its product is annotated as zinc finger protein CONSTANS-LIKE 16. Gene Ontology annotation, cellular component: nucleus. The transcript has 2 exons. The record is from RefSeq and is a predicted model, not a curated record. Gene Ontology annotation, biological process: regulation of DNA-templated transcription. Gene Ontology annotation, molecular function: protein binding; zinc ion binding. Bases 154 to 1488 code for a protein of 444 amino acids. NCBI's taxonomy places the organism in Eukaryota, Viridiplantae, Streptophyta, Magnoliopsida, Rosales, Moraceae.